AUGGCGGUUACGCUUCACACGGACGUGGGUGAUUUAAAGUUGGAGCUGUUUUGUGAACAGUGUCCCAUCGCAUGUGAGAAUUUCCUGGCGCUGUGUGCAAGUGGAUACUACAACAACUGUCUGCUGCACAGAAACAUUCCUGGGUUUAUGGUUCAAACUGGCGACCCAACGGGUACAGGCAAAGGAGGAAGGAGCAUCUGGGGCUCCAAGUUUGAGGAUGAGUUUCGAGAAAAUCUAAAGCACAGUACCAGGGGUAUAGUUUCCAUGGCCAAUAACGGACCAGACACAAACGCCUCCCAGUUUUUUAUCACCUAUGGUAAACAGCCUCAUCUGGACAUGAAAUAUACAGUGUUUGGCAGGGUGAUUGACGGCUUUGAUACUCUAGACAGCAUGGAGAAAAUUCCAGUAAAUGAGAAAAACUACAGACCAUUGGCAGAAACCCGACUGCGGGAAAUUACUAUACACGCUAAUCCUAUCGCAGAGGCAGGACAACAGUGA
Molecule: messenger RNA, 498 nt
Organism: Candidula unifasciata
Lineage: Eukaryota; Metazoa; Mollusca; Gastropoda; Stylommatophora; Geomitridae
Source: the annotation of a GenBank genome assembly